AUGGGGGUUUUGCACCAACUCUACCUCUUGCUGUGGAAGAAUGUGACCCUCAAGCGACGGAGUCCGUGGGUGCUGUCCUUUGAGAUCUUCAUCCCUUUGGUCCUCUUCUUCAUUUUGUUGGGGCUACGGCAGAAGAAACCUACCAUCCCUGUGAAGGAAGUCUCUUACUACACAGCAUCUCCACUCACCUCGGCUGGGAUUUUGCCGGUGAUGCAAUCCUUAUGUCCUGAUGGACAGCGAGACGAGUUUGGGUUCUUGCAGUACUCCAACUCCACGGUGACUCAGCUGCUGGAGCGGCUGAAUGAGGUGGUGGAGGAGAGUAACCUGUUUGAUCCAGAUCAUGCUGGGCUGGAAGAGGAGCUCGAGUCCUUGCGGCGCCACCUGGAGUCACUCAGCAGCAGCGAACCCAGUGCCAUGGAGACCCACUUCAGCAACCAGGCAGUACCUGGCUUCACACUGGACUCUGCUGCCAAGGACAAGCUUGAAUUCCACCGAUUUCUCACACGGAACCUUUCCCUGUCCAACGAGACAGCCGAGCUGCUGAUGGGGUCCAACAUUAACCUUCAAGAGGUGUACCAGCUGUUCUUUGGCACCUCUGGCUCCUCUAUGGAUGGUUUUCACGAGCCCUGGGACCGAUUUGGCACUGCCGAGAAACUGCUUCAGCUUGAGGAAAGCCUUCUGGGCAGCUUGCGGACAGUGGAGGAUGGGUUGUUGCAUCAGCCUUUGCACUAUCCCCAGAAGGGCCCCCCCAAGAAGGCCCUCUUGCACCUCCUGUCCCAUGCCUUGGGCCUCACCAACCCCCCUGCGGAGUCCUCCGCUUCCUACAGUCCUCAAGCCUUUGUGAAGGACAUGGAGAACAUCCUUUUCACGCCUUCUGUGCUGGAGAGACUCACUUGCAGGCAGAGCCAGGAUGAGCUCAAACACAUCUUGAUGGUCCCAGAAAGCCAACGCCCUGUCCUGCGAGCAUACCAGGUGGCUGUCUGCAACAAGACUGCUAGCCUGCGCAAGGACUACUUCAGCCAGCUAGCCACUGAGCUGAAGGAACAGCUAGAUGCUCGUAAGAUCAUCAAUCAGCUGAAGCUUGAUGAGGUGAACAGUACAGCUGCUCGACGUCGCCUCCAUGCUCUGCUGGAAGACCUAAUGGCGAUGGAGAAGGUCCUGAAGGACGUGGACAUCCUCUCAGCACUGGCCAAACUGCUUCCCAAGGGAGCAUGCUCCACCAAAGCUCCUCCCACUCCCUCGAACAGCACUGGCUCUGGAGGGAAUUUCACCUCCAGCACUAAUUCCAGCGCAGAGGAGGGUAAAACCGAGAGUGACCCACCCUCGGAGAACCCCCAAGGGCAGUGCUCAGCCUUUGUCCAGCUGUGGGCAGGGUUGCAGCCCAUCCUUUGCGGCAACAACCGGACCAUUGAGCCAGAGGCCUUGAAGCAGGGGAACAUGAGCUCACUGGGGUUCACCAGCAAAGAGCAGCGGAACUUAGGGCUCCUUGUUCACCUCAUGACAAGCAAUCCCAAGAUCCUCUAUGCUCCUGUUGGUACCGAGGUGGAUAAAGUCAUCCUGAAGGCAAAUGAGACUUUUGCCUUUGUCGGGAAUGUGACUCGCUAUGCCCAGGUCUGGCUGAACAUCUCGGCAGAGAUCCGUAGCUUCCUGGAGGAGGGCAGACUCCAGCAGCGGAUACGCUGGUUGCAGCAGGUUUCUGCAGAUCUCAACAAACACCCCGAAAUCCUGAAUGUUUCAGACAGUGACCUGCUCCAAAGCUUCCUGGACAGCAACUUCUCCUUGCCCAACACCAGUGCUCUUCUGCAGCAGCUGGACACCAUUGAUAAUGCUGCUUGUGGCUGGAUCCAAUUCAUGUCCAAGGUCAGCGUGGAUAUUUUCAAGGGUUUUCCAGAUGAGGAGAGCAUUGUCAACUACACACUGAACCAAGCCUACCAAGAUAACGUCACAGUGUUUGCAAGUGUGAUCUUCCAAACCAACAAAGAUGGUACCCUCCCUCCCCACGUCAUGUACAAGAUCCGGCAAAAUUCUAGCUUUACAGAAAAGACCAAUGAGAUCCGCCGGGCUUAUUGGCGGCCGGGCCCAAACACCGGGGGCCGCUUCUACUUCCUCUAUGGAUUUGUCUGGAUCCAGGAUAUGAUGGACCGAGCCAUCAUCAACACCUUUGUAGGACAUGACGUGGUGGAACCCGGCAACUAUGUGCAGAUGUUUCCAUAUCCAUGCUACACCCGGGAUGACUUCCUAUUUGUCAUUGAGCACAUGAUGCCCCUCUGCAUGGUCAUUUCUUGGGUCUAUUCGGUGGCAAUGAUGAUCCAGCACAUUGUGGCAGAGAAGGAGCACCGCUUGAAAGAGGUGAUGAAAAUGAUGGGUCUCAACAAUGCUGUGCACUGGGUGGCCUGGUUCAUCACGGGUUUUGUCCAGCUCUCCAUCUCGGUCACGGCGCUCACUGCCAUCCUCAAGUAUGGAAAGGUCCUGAUGCACAGCGAUGUCUUCAUCAUUUGGCUCUUCCUUGCCAUCUACGCAGUGGCCACCAUCAUGUUUUGUUUCCUGGUGUCCGUGCUCUAUUCCAAAGCCAAGCUGGCCUCUGCCUGUGGAGGCAUCAUCUACUUCCUCAGCUAUGUCCCUUACAUGUACGUUGCCAUCCGGGAGGAAGUGGCCCAUGACAAGAUCACAGCCUUUGAGAAGUGCAUAGCUUCCCUCAUGUCCACCACAGCCUUUGGGCUGGGCUCCAAGUACUUUGCCUUGUACGAGGUGGCAGGCGUGGGCAUUCAGUGGCACACCUUCAGCCAGUCGCCUGUGGAGGGGGAUGACUUCAACCUUCUCCUAUCAAUGAUGAUGUUGAUUAUUGAUGCUGUGGUCUACGGGAUACUGACUUGGUACAUCGAGGCUGUGCAUCCAGGAAUGUAUGGCCUUCCCCGGCCCUGGUACUUCCCGUUCCAGAAAUCCUACUGGCUGGGGAACGGGCGCACCGAGACCUGGGAGUGGACUUGGCCCUGGUCACGUACCACCCGCUUGAGUGUCAUGGAAGAAGAUCAAGCUUGUGCCAUGGAGAACAGGAGGCUGGAGGAGACUCGUGGCAUUGAGGAGGAGCCAACCCACCUUCCUCUGGUUGUUUGUGUGGACAAACUGACCAAAAUCUACAAGACAGACAAAAAAUUGGCCCUGAACAAGUUGAGCCUCAACCUGUAUGAGAACCAGGUGGUGUCAUUCCUGGGCCACAAUGGAGCUGGCAAGACCACAACCAUGUCCAUCCUUACAGGACUCUUUCCACCAACCUCUGGCUCUGCUACCAUUUAUGGCCAUGACAUCCGGACAGAGAUGGAUGAGAUCCGCAAGAACCUGGGCAUGUGCCCCCAACACAAUGUCCUUUUUGACAAAUUGACUGUGGAGGAGCACCUGUGGUUCUACUCGCAGCUGAAGGGCAUGGCAGAAGAGGAGAUACGCAAGGAGAUGGAUAAGAUGAUUGAGGACCUGGAGCUGACCCAUAAGUGCCACUCACUGGUGCAGACACUUUCAGGAGGGAUGAAGCGGAAGCUGUCAGUGGCCAUCGCCUUUGUUGGGGGAUCGCGGGCAGUCAUCCUGGACGAACCUACGGCUGGUGUGGACCCUUAUGCAAGGAGAGCCAUCUGGGACCUCAUCCUCAAAUACAAACAAGGGAGGACCAUCCUGCUCUCUACGCACCACAUGGAUGAGGCUGACCUCCUUGGGGAUCGCAUUGCUAUUAUCUCACAUGGGAAGCUGAAGUGCUGUGGCUCACCCCUCUUCCUGAAGAGCACUUAUGGUGAUGGAUACAAACUCACUGUGGUCAAGAAGCAGUCUGACUCCCGAACCAAUGCAGACUCUGGGCAGACCCAUAGCCCCCUAUCCCACUCUUCCAUUAGCCCCUGCUCUGAGGUACGGGUCACGCAGUUCAUCAAGAAAUAUGUGGCUUCGUGCCUCCUCAUCUCUGACACCAACACAGAACUGUCCUACAUUCUACCCAGUGAUGCUGUCAAGAAGGGCUGUUUUGAGAGGCUUUUUCAGCACUUGGAGCACAGCUUGGAUGAUCUGGACCUGACCAGUUUUGGGCUGAUGGACACCACUCUGGAGGAAGUCUUUCUUAAAGUCUCAGAGGAAGAUCAGUCACUGGAGAACAGUGACGUGGAUGUGAAAGAGUCCAAGAAAGAUGCUCUUCUCCUGCCUCUCCCCCAGCUGGGCCCAAAGCCUGAGGCCAAUGGAGAGCCUCAUUCGGGUGCAGAAAUGCUCGAGAAGCCAGAGACGGACCGCAGCAGCCUGUUGGCCUGCUCCCAGCUGGCCCAGUCUCAGACGUCACUGUGCUCGGCUUCCUCAGCGGGCUCCGUGCGAGGCGAUGAAGGUGGGGCUUAUUCGGAGUUCUAUGGGGAUUAUUCUCCGUUGUUUGAUAACCCACAAGACCCUGAUAACGUCAGUUUGCAAGAGGCCGACUCAGAGGAGCUUGAGCUGUCUGGACAGGGGAGCUUCAAGCUAGAGGGCUCUUGGCUGAAGUUGCGCCAGUUCCACGGGCUGAUUGUCAAGCGCUUCCACUGUGCCAAGCGCAACACCAAAGCCCUCUUCUCCCAGAUCCUGCUGCCAGCUUUCUUUGUCUGCGUGGCUAUGACAGUGGCCCUUUCCGUGCCUGAGAUAGGAGACCUGCCUCCCCUUGUUCUCUCACCAUCCCAGUAUCACAACUAUACCCAGCCCAAAGGCAACUUCAUCCCGUAUGCCAAUGAAGAGCGGCAUGAAUAUCGGCUAAAACUGUCACCUGAUGCCAGCCCCCAACAGAUGGUUGGGACUUUUCACCUGCCCUCAGGGGUGGGUGCCACCUGCGUGCUCAAGACGGCUUUCAACAGCACCUUAGACCAGCUGGUCCAGACUUUGAACCUGAACAGCAAUGAAUCAAAGAUGUUGGCGGCCAAGUAUUUUGACGCAAUGUGUGUGGACUCCUUCACCCAGGGCUUGCCCCUCUCCAACUUCGUGCCACCACCCCCAUCCCCAGCACCCUCUGACUACCCUUUCUCCCUGGACGAGGACUUGCUGCGGGCCUGGAAUUCUACCACCUACCCCUCCACCGUCAAAGAAACGGUCACCUCUGCUCCAUCCCUGCCCCACAUUAUCCAUGAACCCAUGAAGUGUACUUGCUCCAUGCAGGGCACCGGCUUCUCUUGCCCAAGUGGAGUUGGGGGCCACCCACCACAGAUGAAAGUGGUGACGGGAGACAUCUUGGUGGACAUCACAGGGCGCAACGUCUCCGAGUACUUGCUCUAUACAUCAGACCGCUUCCGGUUGCACAGGUAUGGUGCAAUGACGUUUGGCAAUAUCCAGAAGUCCAUUCCAGCAUCCUUUGGGGCCAAAGCUCCUCCCAUGGUACGGAAGAUUGCAGUCCGGCGAACGGCCCAGGUUUACUACAACAACAAGGGAUACCACAGUAUGCCUACCUUCCUGAACACCCUCAACAAUGCCAUCCUUCGUGCCAACCUACCCAAAAGCAGGGGGAACCCAGCUGCCUAUGGUAUCACCCUGACCAACCACCCGAUGAAUAAGACCAGUGCCAGUCUCUCUUUGGAUUACCUCCUCCAGGGUACUGAUGUGGUCAUCGCCAUCUUCAUCAUCGUGGCCAUGUCCUUUGUGCCGGCUAGCUUUGUGGUCUUCCUGGUGGCAGAAAAGUCCACCAAAGCCAAGCACCUCCAGUUUGUGAGCGGCUGCGACCCAGUUAUCUACUGGCUGGCCAAUUACGUCUGGGACAUGUUGAACUACCUGGUUCCAGCUACUUGUUGCAUCAUCAUCCUCUUUGUGUUUGACCUGCCGGCAUACACCUCUCCAACCAACUUUCCAGCUGUGCUUUCUCUCUUCCUGCUGUAUGGCUGGUCCAUCACGCCCAUCAUGUACCCGGCUUCCUUCUGGUUUGAGGUGCCUAGCUCAGCUUAUGUCUUCCUGAUUGUCAUCAACUUGUUCAUUGGCAUCACAGCCACUGUGGCCACCUUCCUGCUGCAGCUCUUUGAGCACGACAAGGACCUAAAGGUGGUGAAUAGUUACCUAAAGAGCUGUUUCCUGAUCUUUCCCAAUUAUAACCUGGGUCACGGGCUGAUGGAGAUGGCCUACAAUGAGUACAUCAAUGAGUACUAUGCCAAGAUUGGACAGUUUGACAAAAUGAAGUCACCCUUUGAAUGGGAUAUUGUCACACGAGGUUUGGUUGCCAUGACGAUCGAAGGCUUUGUGGGCUUUUUCAUCACUAUCAUGUGCCAGUAUAAUUUCUUCCGGAAACCACAGCGUCUUCCUGUGUCCACCAAGCCCAUUGAGGAUGACGUGGAUGUUGCGAAGGAGCGGCAUCGUGUGUUGCGUGGAGAUGCUGACAAUGACAUGCUCAAAAUUGAGAACCUUACUAAGGUGUACAAGUCCCGCAAAAUUGGGCGUAUACUCGCUGUGGACCGCCUGUGCGUGGGCGUAAGACCAGGGGAGUGCUUUGGCCUGCUGGGUGUCAACGGGGCUGGGAAGACAACCACCUUCAAGAUGCUGACAGGGGACGAGAGCACAACUGGUGGGGAGGCCUUUGUCAAUGGGCACAGCAUCUUAAAGGAGCUUCUCCAGGUGCAACAGAGCUUGGGCUACUGUCCACAAUUUGAUGCACUUUUUGAUGAGUUGACUGCGCAAGAGCACCUGGAGCUGUAUACCCGGCUGCGUGGCAUCCCCUGGAAGGAUGAGGAACGGGUAGUAAAAUGGGCACUGAAGAAGCUGGAACUAACCAAAUAUGCAAACAAACCUGCCAGCACCUACAGCGGUGGCAACAAGAGGAAGCUGUCCACAGCCAUUGCCCUCAUUGGCUAUCCAGCCUUCAUUUUCCUGGAUGAGCCAACUACUGGUAUGGACCCAAAAGCUAGGCGUUUCCUCUGGAACCUCAUCUUGGACAUCAUCAAAACUGGCCGUUCGGUGGUGCUGACAUCGCACAGCAUGGAAGAAUGUGAGGCCCUCUGCACUCGUCUGGCGAUCAUGGUGAACGGGCGCCUGAAGUGUCUUGGCAGCAUUCAGCACCUGAAAAACAGGUUUGGGGAUGGAUACAUGAUCACAGUUCGGACCAAAUCCAGCCUGAACGUCAAGGAGGUGGUGCGAUUCUUCAACAGGAACUUCCCAGAGGCUAUCCUCAAGGAAAGGCAUCACACCAAGGUGCAGUACCAGCUCAAGUCCGAGCAGAUCUCCCUAGCCCAAGUGUUCAGCAAGAUGGAGCAGGUGGUGGACAUCUUAGGCAUUGAAGAUUAUUCCGUCAGCCAAACCACGCUAGACAACGUAUUUGUGAACUUUGCCAAGAAGCAGAGCGAUAAUCUGGAACAGCAGGAGACCAGCCCAGCUUGUUCAGUGGAAUCUCCAUUGCAACGCUUGUUGAACCUCUUGCGGCCCCGGGCAGCCCCAACUGAACUGCGGGCCCUGGUGGUGGAGGAGCCUGAGGACCUGGAAACAGAUGAUGAGGGAUUGAUCAGCUUCGAGGACGAGCGGGCUCAGCUCUCCUUCAAUACCGACACACUUUGCUGAAAAAUGGAGGGGGAUGCAGCCCCCCUCCUGGCUUUAAACCACAGACUCCCACCUGGCACCCGCUUUCCUUGCCCCUCGCCUGACCCUCCUUUGAGCGAUAGCCGCCCCUGUUAAGCGAGGUGGCGGGAGGCGAGGGGUGUCUCUUGAAGCCUUGCCAGUGAGGCCUCCGCAAGCAUCUGACUUCAGAGACCGUCCCGGAGGGUGCUGACCUAUUACCAGCAAGUCCCACGAAAGAGGAGCUGGCCUGGAAAAGAGCAGCCACACUUACGGGGAGCAGAGAUGGCUGUUAGCGGCACGAUCUCCAGCAGCAGACCAAAAUGGGUGGAACUGUGUGCCCCCUCCUCCUUAAUGCAACCCUCUUGGUUCCUUGAAGGGCCACUGGCCUGGCUUAGGGGCAGAAGGUGCUAACGCAGGAGCCUUGUAGGCACCACAGCGGGGACAGAGGAGCAAGUGCGUUCCUGACUCUGACGGUUGUCUCUUGGCUGCUAUUGAAUGCUUCUGCAAGAGGAGACGCUGCCUCUGGCCCCCUCCCCCCCUUCCAGCUGGGGGAGAGUUGAACCCUUUUCUACUGUGUUGACUUGACUCUCUGGCUUGGCUGCUUUGGCACUGCUUUUCUGGGUGGCUCUUGCACAGUCUUCCCCGGAGUUUGGAAAGGGAAGAUGCCGACUGACUGACUUGACUUUGCACCCAGGGAUCGGCUGGAGGUUUUAUUUCCUAAAGGGGACAGAUGAUUCCUUGAAGUGGACGUGUGAAGGAGAACGUCCAGCAUGCUCCCUAAUAUGGCACGUGUGGGGAUGCAGGCUCCCUCUUUCUCACUACGGUACAAAGUUAAGGGCCAAAAGGGAUCAGUACAACCAUCUGCUUUUUGCAGACCUGGAAAAUGCCCCUGAACUUACCGGACUUCUUUGCUUGUGCUAAAACAAGUGUAUUUGUGAGUGUGUGCGAGUGUGUGUUCUUUCCUUCCCUCUCUGUCUCUGCUCCCUGUACCCCAACCAAGGGUCCCUGAGCUGUUUUUAAACUUAACUGAUCAUGAAAUGCUGCUGUUAUGGAAAAAAUAAAAUAAACUAAUGCUUCUAGCCCUCAUGGCUGUGAAAACACCAACAGUGUAUCUGCUUUAAAGGCUUAGAAAGGAGGCGCAAUCGGAGCAAGGUUUUGCAGAGCUGAGGGUGGACAAGGGAAGGGUCAUUCGCUCAGUCUGGCCUGCAUUCUGUUUUGGAAACGGGCUUCACAGGAGGCAUCAGGGUGAGCCUAGGACUCCCUUUGGAGCGACAUAUUACAGCAAUAAUCAAGGGCAGGCUGGAGAUUGGCAGCCAGGCCUGGGCUUGAAGGAGUGUCUAAGGUUGAGCUACCCAAGGUCAACAGGAGAUGUUUCUGCCAGCAAUGUGUUUGAUCUGGCAGGAUCUGUUUUUCAGGUCCUUAGAAUUUAAAGCUGGAUGUUCCACUUCAGGGAUCAGGUCCAAGCACCUUUCUUAGCGGGCUUGGGGAUUUUUCUUCAUCCAAAUGCCUGUGCUGUCUGAAGGUGCCGCUCCCCGUGACAGGGAAGCUUGCCCCUAGUUCCCUGGAGUUCAAAGUUCUGUUAAGAGUGACUGGCCAGAUGCUGUUGGGAAACUCAGUGCAAGGGCAAGAUGGGAGACAGCAGGGCGCUACGAUCAGUCUCCAACAUCUGAUAUUCAGAAGUAAACUACCUCUGAACGCAGAGGCUUUAGUUUGAGCUAUUGUAGCUGCUAGUGUAGAACUACUUCUCCUCCUCCAGUAGAGUUGGUCCACUGUUUCGCAGGCCACUGAUACCCUGAUCCAUUGCCAUGUUUCAAAGGUGCUGAAUCAUCUCUGGAGAAAUAUUACAGGCAUUUGUUAGUGGCAGGGAUGGGUACAGCUGCAGCAGAGUCUUUGAGGUAAGAUCAGCUCUUUUUGGCCUAGGUGGUGCUUUAGGAGGAAAUCUGCCCCUCUCCUGGGCAGAACUUGGGCAGAUUCAUGUUUUUAUCUUUUUUGGACCAGAAGUAGAAAAGUACCGACCAAAGAAGAUUUGAUAAUGAAAAUAUUGGAGGUUGCAGAAAUGGACUGUUUAACGCAGAAAGUUAGCGGAAAGAUGAAUACUGUAUUUCAGAACGUGUGGUCACCGUUUUAUAAGUGGUUGAAUAAGUAAGAAAGGGAAUUUUACUUUAAAUGGUUGACGGGUCGGAGAUCUGUAGUGGUGUUGGGAAGGGAGACUGUGGGUGAUGGGAUGAGAGUGAAUGUAUGUUUGUCUGGAAAAAUAAAGAUCUAUAAUUAAAAAAAAAAAAAAAAAGAAAAGGCAGAGAGCCAUGCAUCCGGCACGAUCAAACUCAAAUAGCACCUAUGUCUUUAAAUGCAGAAAAGGGAAUACAGAGAAGACUGGGCACUUGCUGCUUGUUUUAGAUGGUUUCUCUGACCUGCCACAGACAUGGAGUCAAUGGCCUGAUCCUUUCCUGGUCACUGCCAUCCAUGAGCAUAGCAGGGAAACAGGCACCAUUUGAAAAAAAGUGUGCCCUUUGCAACUGAUGGCACACUGAUAGGUGUUCUGCAGUUUUCAGUUCCAGUUCUUGUUGCAAGUGUGUUACAAAUGCAGAUUGCCUCUUUAGGAUAUGGUCGAAACUAACCCUCCCAGUGAAUACUAAAAUUCUCAAACUGUGUACCCUAAGAAGCCUGCUGGCAUACAGUGGGAGACCAGCCUCACAGGAGUCUUUAAUCGACAGGGGAGGUUUCUUGCUGUAUCUCUGCGUAGUCUGCGGCUGGGCCCUUAUUCCUUUCCAGUCAGUCUUCACUAGGUGGAUUGGAAAUUCUGGCACGCCACUGCCUCCGAUGGGAUCGGAUUGUUUGGUUGCUGCCUGUGCGGACACACAGCAGGAUUCUGUACCCUCUGAAGAGGCUACGAAGUGUUCCUCUGUGUGAGUUGCAGCUCUGCCUGUCUACUUCCAAUCAGGAACCACACCUAAGAAGGAGAGGGGUUCCUCUUCAAGGGGGGAGUUUUAAAAAGUUUUCUGGAUUCUGGGAAGUAAAUCUUUUCAAGCAUAAGUCCUAAAGUAUGCUUUUUCAGUGAAGGUGGCUGGGAGUCAGGUCUCAUCAAUUUGAAGAGCACUGGGAUAGAUUCAUAAGGGCUUUGCUGAACAUUUGUCUAAGGUACUUUAAGGCAUCUUAUAUUUAUCUCUUUUCCCUUCCCCUUUUUUGUAGUUUGCUUCUGUCUCUCUAGAUGGAUUUUUGGACCCCUUGCCUGUCUGUCCCUUGCUCAUUAUCUACAGUUGUGUGCUUCUCUUCCCUCCACCUCAUCCAUUUCAGGGCCCCUCUUGCUUUCCUGCCUUCACCUCUUUGCGGCUCCUUGCCAGACAGCUCCCUGUCCUGCAAGAUGUUGUGCCAAAUGAGAUGCUUAGCACGGGCUGUGCAGACUUACAAAAUGUGUG
Molecule: messenger RNA, 10928 nt
Organism: Gekko japonicus
Lineage: Eukaryota; Metazoa; Chordata; Lepidosauria; Squamata; Gekkonidae
Gene: ABCA2
Product: ATP binding cassette subfamily A member 2
Exons: 50
Coding region: 1-7515 (2504 amino acids)
Biological process (GO): transmembrane transport; lipid transport
Cellular component (GO): membrane; intracellular membrane-bounded organelle
Molecular function (GO): ATP hydrolysis activity; ABC-type transporter activity; ATP binding
Source: RefSeq, a predicted model, not a curated record